Molecule: messenger RNA, 2970 nt
Organism: Cydia amplana
Lineage: Eukaryota; Metazoa; Arthropoda; Insecta; Lepidoptera; Tortricidae
Exons: 3
Coding region: 109-2970 (953 amino acids)
Source: RefSeq, a predicted model, not a curated record
AAAUUUAAACCUGAUGAGUGUAAAUUUGAAUUAAGUUUGUCUGGAUCGGAUAUUCCUAAAUAUUCUGAACUUAUUGCUUUCUUGGAAUAUCAAUGUAAGGCAUUAGAAAUGUCUAUUGCGUUGAAGGCAACAGCUAGCGGGUCACCUAAACAACCUGUUGUCAAGACACCGCCUCAUCGCAAUACUAAACUGGUGAUGCAUGUCCAAGAGGGCAAUAAGGAAAUAAAUUGUCGAUAUUGUAAUUUGGAUCAUUACAUGUAUAUGUGCAAUAAAUUCAAGGCUUUGAAUAUUGAUCAGCGUAGAGAUUUUCUGAAAUCUAAAAAUUUGUGUUUUAAUUGUUUUGGUACACACAAAUAUCAUGAGUGUAGUUCAUUACAUAAAUGUAAGUUGUGCCGGGCUAAACACCACACUUUGAUCUGUCCGUCUUCGACACAACCUGAUAGCACUCUACCUGUGGUGAAGUCAGCUGUUGUCGUGGCUGAAAUGGUUGAGCCUUCAUAUCCAGAAGGUGAACAAGAACCUAAUAGCAUUACCAGUGUUAAUAAUGCUACAAUGAAGUCUUUCAUGGUAAAGGAUACCAAGCCUAAGUUGCCAAAUGUACUGUUAGCUACGGCCAUGGGCCUUGCUGGGAAUGGCGAUGGACAUUUCCAACCUGUUCGCUUGUUUAUUGAUCCAGGCGCAGAAUGUUCGAUAAUCUCUGAGGAGUGUGUUCAAAGACUCCAACUCAAACAUAACCAUCAACCUGUGUCUAUCUAUGGUGUAGGGCCGAGUGUGCCUCAUCGGUCUCAUGGAAUGACCAAUGUGUUUUUAAAGUCCAUGACUUCUGACAAGCCGUUGCUUACUGUUUCGGCUGUCAUUUUAAAGUAUGCUACUGGCGACUUGCCCAGUGUCUCUCUGUCUGCGGACAUAAAGUCAAAUUAUCAAGGCCUGCAAUUGGCUGAUAAUGAUUUUUUCCUGUCUAGGCCUAUAGACAUUUUAUUAGGCAGUGAUGUCUACAAUGACAUUUUCUGUGGUGAGAAGGUGUGGCCUUCCACUGACUUACCGGCGGCUUACCGAACCAUUUUUGGUUGGGUAAUAAUUGGUAAAUCCUUACCGACUACCAAUUCGGUUCCUCAUCUGUCAUCUCAUCAUGUGGCGUUAGAUGAUUGUCUGACUAGAUUCUGGGAGAUUGAACAAAUUCCCGAAUCUGUACUUCCUGAUCCCGAUGAUCAAAUUAUUGAGGAUCAUUUUUUAAAUAAUGUUUCGCGGGAUAAUGAAAAUCGUUUUAUUGUCCGUUUACCCUUCAAGGGAAAUCAAAGUGAGUUGGGUGAUAGUCGUGAAUUGGCCGCUCGGAGACUUUUAAGUCUUGAGAGGAGAUUUAAAAGAGAUCCUAAACUCAAGGCAGACUAUAGUGAGGUGUUUCAAGAAUAUCUGGACGAGAAUCAUAUGGAGCCUGUCUUUGACCCUCCGGGUAGUGGUAAAUAUUACCUUAGCCAUCAUGCUGUGAUAAAAGAGUCUUCAUCAACUACAAAAUGUAGGCCAGUCUUUGAUGCGUCUAUGCCCUCUUCUACGGGCGUGUCUUUGAACAACGUUCUGCAUGUUGGUCCCAAACUUCAGCGUAACAUAGUAGACGUACUUACACGUUUUCGUCUUCAGCCUGUCGCAUUCACUUGUGACAUCAAGGGUAUGUACAGACAAGUACUUGUGCACCCGGACGAUCGUGACUAUCAAAGAGUUCUCUGGCGUCAACACCCUGAUGACCCCAUUGAAGAAUUUCGUUUGAGGACGGUCACGUUCGGAGUCUCCUCAAGUCCGUUCCUCGCUAUGAGGUGUAUCUUGAGAUUGGCAGAGGAGGCCAAGACCUCACACCCUGUCGCUAGUCAAAUUUUGUCUGAUCAAAUUUUUGUUGAUGACAUAGUGACAGGAGCUCCUGAUCCUGACACAGCUCGAAAGGUUCGAGCUGAAUUGAUCGACCUCCUAAGUCAAGAGUGUUUCGAAUUGCGAAAGUGGUCGAGCAAUAGUGAUGAAUUUCUAUCUGAUUUGCCUGACGACGUCCGUGAAGGACCAUUGUCAUUUGAUCCUCAAAAUGAAGGGUCUGUUAAGGUACUCGGUGUAAAGUGGAACCCUACAUCUGAUGUGUUCAUGUAUCAUAGUAGAAUUUCUAACACAGGAAUGACUAAACGUGCCGUGCUUGCUAACAUAGCUUGCAUAUAUGACCCUUGUGGCUGGUUGAUACCAAUUGUAUUCAUGGCCAAGGCUUUCAUGCAACGGUUGUGGCUUUUAGGGAUUGGCUGGGAUGACCCCUUACCUGAUGAUGAACAGGCUCAGUGGCUUUCGUUUAUAGGGGAGUUCCCUAGCUUAUCAAACAUUAAAUUAAGCAGAUUUGUCUUGCCUACUGAUGGCAAUAAAUUUUCUCUUCACGCAUUUUCAGAUGCGUCCCUUAAAGGUUACGCUGCAGUGGUCUACCUUCGUGUCGAGAGGAUCAACGGUGAAGUGGAGGUCCACCUGCUCUUAUCGAAGAGUAAAGUUUCGCCGUUACAGACAAAAAUGACAAUUCCGAGGCUGGAGCUGUGUGGAGCCCUGCUAGCGUCUAAACUUACCAAACAUUCUUCAGAACUGAUUAAUGUUGCCCACGACAUUGUAAUCUGGUGUGACUCGAGCAUUACAUUGUCAUGGAUUCGCACACCCGUUUAUCAGCUCAAAAUGUUUGAGGGAAACCGAGUUUCUCAAAUAUUAGCGAACUCGUCUCCUUCUCUCUGGAGACAUGUACCAUCUUCAAUGAAUCCUGCAGAUGCUGCCUCCCGAGGUUUGAUGCCCUCGGAGCUUGGCUCACAUCCUCUUUGGUGGGGUCCACCUUGGCUCAAGCAAGCGCCAGAUACCUGGCCAUCCGAAGACACCGUUGCGCGAAAAACGGUUUCUCCGGAUCCUGAGGAGGAGGUAGUAUCUACUGCCCACGUGAGCAAGGUCUCUUGUGAGGACGAGAUGGCAUAG